This is a messenger RNA of Funneliformis caledonium, 633 nucleotides long. Lineage: Eukaryota; Fungi; Glomeromycota; Glomeromycetes; Glomerales; Glomeraceae. The record is from the annotation of a GenBank genome assembly.
AUGGACCCUCGACCUUUACCUCCUGGAUUUAUUUCUGAAUUUGAUCCCAACACGCAACGGUAUUUUUAUGUUGACACGAGCACGGGAACCUCUCAAUGGAAUCACCCACUUGACGCGAAACCACCUUUACAACCAUUUGUGGAACAAACCUCAAGUCAAUACCCUUCACAAUUUCCAUCUAUUCUAAACCCUAGUCAGCAAGGUCAUUAUCCGCUUGGGUUUACAAGUCCAGGUCUUCUUCCUUCAUCUGACCAACGAUCAACAUCGUCAUUUCCACAACCUCCAUAUCCGCAACCUACAUCAUCCGAUUAUCCAUCACCUUAUCCACAGCCCAGGCCUGAGCAUUACCCUCAAUCAAAUUAUCCUUAUGGUGAAGCUCAAACUUAUGUGGGUGGAUCGUCUCGUACGCAUGAUACGCAUGAACAGGAUAAAGAUAAAGGAAUUGGUAAAGUAUUAUUAGGUGCAGGAGGUUUGAUAGGAGGAAAGCAUGCUACUCAUGGCAUGGGUAAAGUAUUAUUAGGUGCAGGAGGAGGUUUGGUAGCAGGAAAAUUAGCCAAAAAUAAAUUAAAGAAAUUUAAAGGAUGGAAGGGUAAAGGAUGGAAGGGUAAGGGAGGAUGGAAAGGUUGGAAAUAG